CCAGACAACUGUAUCUCUUUUGGAACAGUGGUUCAAGGAAAAGGCGUUAACAAGUGGAGCAAGUGUGAGUGAAGCCUAUAAUCCUAUUGGCACCAGGCUGGUGCAUUGGGGAUUACUUACUACUUGAAGCUAGCUAGAGUUUCAGUUAGAGGCAAUUAAAUUAAAGGUGAUCAAUGGGAUUCCUGAGUCUUUUUGUUGUGGCACUAGUGCCAAUUCUCAAAGUGCUCUUGGUUACCGGCGUUGGUUUGCUCAUUGCCUUGGAACGUAUUGAUCUCUUGGGGGCAAAUGCACGGCGUAAUCUGAAUGCUAUCGUAUUUUAUGUAUUCAAUCCGGCACUCGUAUCUAGCAACCUGGCUAAAACAAUUACAUUUAGCAGUUUGGUUACGAUGUGGUUCAUGCUGGUCAAUAUACUUCUGACUUUUGUCAUUGGCUCAGCACUAGGAUGGGUACUUAUAAAAAUCACCAGAACUCCCCAACAUCUGCAAGGCCUUGUGCUUGGCUGUUGUUCUGCAGGAAAUUUGGGGAACUUGCUUCUUAUUAUCAUCCCAGCAAUCUGUGAGGAGGAAGACAACCCCUUUGGAGAUUCUGACUGCUCUACAAAUGGGGAAGCUUAUGCUUCCCUUUCUUUGGCGAUAGGUGCUAUUGGCAUUUGGUCUUAUGUGUAUGCCAUUAUGAGGAUAUCUGCAAAUAAGUGCAAAAAAGAAAUCAAUUUAGAUGACUCCACAAUCAGCAUAAGAACAUCUGGAGAAACCUUGGAAAUAUUAUCAGAGGGUUGCACAGAAGCAUUGCUUCCUUCAAAGGAUUGCCCAAGCUCCAGGGAAUGUUCAGAUGAAGUUGAACUGACUCAUGCUGGAUCUGAGGGAAAACAAAAGGUGCCAUUCUUAGAGAAGAUUAAGCAGCAAGUUGAGAUACUUAUGGAAAAGAUUGACCUGAAGAUGGUGUUUUCCCCAUCUACUAUUGGAGUGAUUGUUGGUUUCUUCAUUGGAUUAAUCUCUCCAAUCCGAAAGCUAAUUAUUGGUGAUAGUGCUCCUCUUCAUGUGAUUGAGAGUUCUGCAUAUUUUGUGGGGGAGGCAGCAAUCCCAUCUACCACCUUGAUAAUGGGAGCAAACCUUCUUAAAGGUUUAAAAGGGUCAGACGUUAGCAUUGUUGUGAUUUUAGGGAUUAUGGCAGUUCGGUAUAUUGCUUUGCCUCUGUUGGGUGUUGUUGUUGUUAAAGCUGCACAUCAUUUUGGCCUGGUGGGAUCAAAUUCAUUAUUCCAGUUUGUUCUUAUGCUUCAAUAUGCACUUCCACCUGCCAUGAGCACUGGUACAAUGAGCCAGUUGUUUGAGUUUGGUCAAAGUGAAUGUUCGGUUAUCAUGCUAUGGACUUAUGCGGUUGCAGCAUUCAGUCUGACACUCUGGUCUAGCUUCUUCAUGUGGCUUGUAUCUUGAUUUGUAUUUUCCAUUUUUCCCACUUAGCUAUUGGACAUAUUUAGAGGAAUGGGGUACUACCUUAUUUCAGCGGUAGAGGAUGGGGUGUGUGAUUUAUAUUUUUUAUGCUACAAUGAGUGUAUUUGAAUCAUAUUCCAAUGCUAGUAUUUUCUGUCAC
This is a messenger RNA of Vitis riparia (riverbank grape), 1587 nucleotides long. Its product is annotated as protein PIN-LIKES 3-like. NCBI's taxonomy places the organism in Eukaryota, Viridiplantae, Streptophyta, Magnoliopsida, Vitales, Vitaceae. Gene Ontology annotation, biological process: endoplasmic reticulum to cytosol auxin transport. Gene Ontology annotation, cellular component: membrane. The transcript has 11 exons. The record is from RefSeq and is a predicted model, not a curated record. Bases 174 to 1430 code for a protein of 418 amino acids.